This is a messenger RNA of Protobothrops mucrosquamatus (brown spotted pit viper), 1149 nucleotides long. RefSeq names its product olfactory receptor 6J1-like. The record is from RefSeq and is a predicted model, not a curated record. Gene Ontology annotation, molecular function: olfactory receptor activity; G protein-coupled receptor activity. NCBI's taxonomy places the organism in Eukaryota, Metazoa, Chordata, Lepidosauria, Squamata, Viperidae. Gene Ontology annotation, cellular component: membrane. Gene Ontology annotation, biological process: G protein-coupled receptor signaling pathway. Bases 1 to 1149 code for a protein of 382 amino acids. The transcript is spliced from 2 exons.
AUGGCGGGACUGCGCGGGGUGGGCGGCGGAGGCAGGUGUUGUGGGCCAGAUGCUCCAGGACAGCCACGUAGGUGUGCAGGGCGAGGUGGUGGCAGCGCAGGUCCAGCACUGGGUAGACCACCAGCUGGCCUGGCCCAUGGUGCUGUUCUUGACCAUCAGAAAAAGUCAGAGAACCAAAGCAUUUCUGAAUUCAUCCUCAUGGGAUUUUCCAUUGGCCAUCAAAUUGAGCUCCUGCUAGCCUUCCUUUUUUUAACCAUGUACAUUACAAGCUUGGGGGCCAACAUGGUCAUCCUCUGCAUUGUAUUGGUAGAUAACCACCUCCAUAACCCAAUGUACUUCUUUCUUGGCAAUUUCUCCAUACUGGACAUCUUCUUCACCACUGUCACCAGCCCGCAAUUGCUCUGGAACCUCUUCUCUGGUGACAAGUCUAUUUCUUUUGCUGGCUGCAUGACACAGUCUUAUUUCUAUUUCUUCUUAGGGACAGUACAGUUUCUUUUGUUUACCUCCAUGUCCUAUGACCGCUAUGCCGCCAUAUGCAGGCCAUUGCAAUAUCAUGCGAUCAUGAAUAGCCAGGUCUGCAUCCAGAUGGUUUUGGCUUGCUGGCUGGGUGGGUUCCUCUCAGUUCUUAUUCCCAUCAUUAUGAUCUCCAGGCUGUCCUACUGCAAGUCUAACAUCAUCAACCAUUUCUUUUGUGACAGUGGCCCUCUGCUGAAUCUGUCCUGCAGUGACACCCGAGUGAUAGAGUUGAUGGACUUUGUGCUGUCUUCUGUUGUUAUCCUCCGCUCUUUGGUCUUAACCUUAGUUUCUUACAUGUGUAUCAUCUCAGCAAUAGUCCGCAUCUCUACCCCUUCAGGUCAGGCAAAAGCCUUCAAUACUUGUGCUUCACAUCUGACCAUCAUCUCCAUCUCCUGUGGCAUCAGCAUCUUCAUCUAUGUCACACCAUCCCAAAAGGAGACUCUUGAAGUCCCUGCUCUACUCACCACAAUUGUCUGUCCUUUCCUGAACCCUUUCUUCUUCACCCUGCAAAAUGGCACCGUGAAACUGGUACUAAGAAACAUGAGGCAUGUUACGGAGCGGAUUGCUCAUAAAGGUUGUGGUGUGUUGGGAAAGAAUGGACGUACUAAGUGGGGAGACCAGGCAAAAGCAUAA